AUUUCAUUCGGUAUUGUUAAACUUGGUAAAAAUGAAUUCUUUAACGGUAAUAGCUUUCUUUGGUUUCAUAUUUUGUGCAGCCACGGCCGACAACAUUAUUCAGCCAAACCCUUGCCAGCAUAUUAAAUGCGGUGGACCUAAUUUAGUUUGUAGAGGAUCAAACGCUUGUGCAGACCGAUGCAAUUCAACUAUUUGUACCCUCGAAUUAACCUAUGGAUGCUUCUGCAAACCAGGAUUUUGUAAAAAUUCGUGUAAUAAUUGCAUCGAAGAUCCUAGGAUCACUAGAAAACCAACUUAAGAAAUAAUAUUUCAAUAAAUAAUAUAAUUAUAUUUA
Ceutorhynchus assimilis (cabbage seed weevil) is the source of this 334-nucleotide messenger RNA. NCBI's taxonomy places the organism in Eukaryota, Metazoa, Arthropoda, Insecta, Coleoptera, Curculionidae. The record is from the annotation of a GenBank genome assembly.